AUGCUAUGUGGGACCUGCUCUUUUCGCGCCCUGGUUCGCAGUCUGCUGCUGGCCUUAUGGGCGGCUUUGUCUGGCCUCACCUUCCUGGUGCUGCGGCCAGAGGGCGACGGCUUCGUCGCCCGGCCGCUGCGAGAUGUGGCCUGGAGCAACCCUUCCAUGGCCAUGCGCCUUGCCGGCGCGCUCCUCGACGCGCAGCGCAUGGCCGCGGAGCCCGAGAAGGCGGAGCUGCUUUCGCUGCGGACAGCAACAGCUGAGCAAUUUCCAGGCGGGGUGCACAUGCUUCCCAGCCGUCGCCGGGGGCAGCUGCUCCAGUGCCUCUGCCGGCGUUUCGAGGUCCGGCGCGUUCUGGAGGUGGGCACGUUUACAGGCUUCUCCGCCUUUUGCUUCGCAGAAGCAGGGGCCAAGGUCAUAAGCCUGGAGCGGAGCUCCUCCCAGGCGAGCCUCGCGCGGGCCGCCACAAGGACUGCUGCCUGCAGCGUUGAGGUGUGCGUGGGCGAUGCCCGCCACUUGGUGCGAACCUUGGGCGAGGAACCCCUGCCGACAUUUGACUUGCUCCAUUUGGACGCUGACAUGAAGAACUAUCAGUACUACCUGGACACUUGCCGCAGUUAUGGGCUUCUGUCGCCAAAUGCACUCGUUCUGGCGGACAACGUUCUGUUCCGUGGGCUAGUGGCGAACGCCAGCUUCGAGGAUCGAGGUCGUGUGGGGCGCAUCGUGCGAAGCCUUCGCAGCUUCAAUCGGAAGAUGUUGCGAGACAGCCCUGACACGGAAGGGGCGAUUUUGCCAGAGGACGAUGGCCUGGCUGUGAUUUGGACUCGACCCUAA
Molecule: messenger RNA, 825 nt
Organism: Symbiodinium natans
Lineage: Eukaryota; Dinophyceae; Suessiales; Symbiodiniaceae
Source: the annotation of a GenBank genome assembly